Molecule: messenger RNA, 829 nt
Organism: Hibiscus syriacus
Lineage: Eukaryota; Viridiplantae; Streptophyta; Magnoliopsida; Malvales; Malvaceae
Product: DNA oxidative demethylase ALKBH2-like
Exons: 4
Coding region: 74-814 (246 amino acids)
Biological process (GO): DNA repair
Source: RefSeq, a predicted model, not a curated record
ACAUUUUCAUAAUGUAAGCAUUCAAAUGCUACCGCUUUACCAGAUUACUGUUGUUUAAAGGCUACCUGCUUCAAUGAGUUUGAUGAAUUUUAAGUUAAAGACGAACCCUAACCCUGACGACAAGGAUAAAAAGACCCAAAUUGUUGAUCUUGGAAACGGAAGCAGUGUAGUUUACGUUCCCAGGUUUUUAGCAUACGAUGCUUCCUGGGAAUUCUUCAAUUACCUCGACAAUCACAUUCCUUGGACCAGACCCACCAUUCGCGUCUUUGGUCGAUCUUGCAUUCAGCCAAGGGACACAUGUUAUGUAGCUAGUGCUGGAUUGCCCGACUUGAUUUACAGUGGAUAUCAGCCUCAUGCUUAUUCUUGGGAUGAUUUCCCCCCUCUGAAGGACAUCUUGGAUGCGGUCCAUAAAAUGCUUCCCGGGAGCAAGUUUAAUAGCUUGCUUUUGAAUCGGUACAAAGGGGGUAAUGAUUAUGUAGGCUGGCAUAGCGAUGACGAGAAGCUCUAUGGAUCAACCCCUGAAAUCGCUUCUGUUUCCUUUGGAUGUGAACGUGAUUUCUUUUUGAAGAAGAAAAGCCCCAAGUCAUCCCAAGUGGUAGAAAGAUCUGAUGAGAAACCUCCAUUGAAGAGGUUCAAGAAAAGCAGCCAAGACGAUCAGUACCGUUUCGCACUUAAGCACGGAUCACUGUUGGUAAUGAAAGGGAACACUCAACGCGAUUGGCUACACUCUGUGCCUAAGCGUGCAAAGGCGGGGACAACUCGAAUUAAUCUCACCUUUAGGCGUGUUAUUGAAGGGCCGUGUGCAAGGAACUGAACCUGAUAUUAGUAA